Molecule: messenger RNA, 1713 nt
Organism: Solanum stenotomum
Lineage: Eukaryota; Viridiplantae; Streptophyta; Magnoliopsida; Solanales; Solanaceae
Product: transcription factor HHO6-like
Exons: 5
Coding region: 244-1464 (406 amino acids)
Biological process (GO): regulation of DNA-templated transcription
Molecular function (GO): DNA binding; DNA-binding transcription factor activity
Source: RefSeq, a predicted model, not a curated record
GUUUAACAGAAUCUUCUCCUUCUUACCCCCCACCCGCCUAAUACCCCGUACCCCUCCACUUUCCCUUCUUUUCUUUUCUUUUCUCUCUUUAUAUAUAUAUAUAUAUAUAUAGAAUUAAUUAUCUUCUCUCCUUAAUUUCUUGGGGUUCCAUUUUUAUCGAUUCUGAGAGCAACUGAAGCAAUAAGAUUCAAUUUUUUUGUUUGUUGUAAAGAUCUAAUCUGAGAUAGUGGAAGAUCUGGAGAAAUGGGUUCGAUCCCAGCAGAAUUGAGCUUAGAUUGUAGACCUAGUUUUAUUCCCAAAUCUAUUACUGAUUUUCUUCGACAACUUUCUUUGAUCCGUAAUGUUCCUGAUAAACUAUCACAGAUUGAUGAUUAUAUCACCAGACUUGAAGAUGAAAUGAGGAAAAUCGAUGCAUUCAAACGCGAGCUUCCCCUUUCUGUUCUUCUUGUUAAAGAUGCGAUUGUAGCUCUAAGAGAAGAAUCAAUGCAAUAUAGAAAAUCGAGAACAGAACCAGUAUUGGAAGAAUUUAUCCCACUGAAGAAGAGUUCCCAUGAAGAUACUAAAGCUGAAAUUAUUAAAGAUAAGGAUAGUAGAGAAAAGAUGAGCUGGAUGAGCUCUGUUCAGCUCUGGAACAGCGAAUCUCACUGCGAAAAUACUGAUGAAGUGAUUAAUAAACAACCAUCUAAAUCAGAAUUGAAAGUGGAUACUCAGCGAUCUCCUGAAGAAGGAAAUAGUUCAGUAACUGAAGAUCCAUUCCAAUCUUGUAAAACCAUGAAUGUGGGAAAGGCAUUUUCAGUACCUUUCAAGGGGUAUUCUGGUUUCUCAGUGACAGCGGUUAGGAAGGACAAUAAAGAUGAACUACCAGGAUUAUCACUUCAUACUCCUGGAAUUACGAAGCUGAGGGAGGAUACUGUGACUAGUGGUUUGAAUUCGAAACACAAUGGUAGCAGAGGUGGAUUAUCUAGUGUAGCUGGUUGCCAAUCAAAUAUAAGGGCUGGAUCACUGGCUCAGCAGCAGUCUUCUAGAAAGCAAAGAAGAUGCUGGUCACCAGAAUUACAUAGGCGAUUUGUUGAUGCACUACAACAACUUGGGGGUUCACAAGUUGCAACUCCUAAGCAGAUUAGAGACCUUAUGCAAGUGGAUGGCCUAACCAAUGAUGAAGUAAAGAGUCAUUUGCAGAAAUACAGGCUUCAUACACGAAGAGUUCCAAAUUCACAGACUCAACCAGCAAAUCAGUCUGGUGUGGCUCUAGGAAAUUUAUGGAUGUCCCAAGGCCAAUAUGGGGAAUCCUCAAAGCAGAGCAGUUCACAAUCUGGUUCCCCUCAGGGUCCUCUACACUUGGCUGGUAGUUGCGGAGGUACUUCCACGACUGUGGGUGAUAGCAUGGAAGAAGAAGAUGAUGUAAAAUCCGAGAAUCACAGCUGGAAAAACCAUGUUCUCACCUCUGGAAAGAUUGAUGUAUAGAUCUCCACCAUGAAUUUUGCAGAUAAAGAUACAUUGGAGAAAUUAAUUACCAUAAAUCGAUACCCUAUAUUAUACUUAUAUAUAAAUAUCUUGAGAGAGAUGUGAAAUUUUGCAGGAUUAGAUCUCCUUUUCUUUUUUUUGUCUGUGCAUUUCGAACCGUGUUCUAGUUAUUUGUUGUUUCAGUAUAAGGAACUUGAAUUUAAGUCCCAACACUUGAGAAAUGAAAGAGCGGUGCCUCUCUGGUAUCAA